This is a messenger RNA of Dicrocoelium dendriticum, 856 nucleotides long. NCBI's taxonomy places the organism in Eukaryota, Metazoa, Platyhelminthes, Trematoda, Plagiorchiida, Dicrocoeliidae. The record is from the annotation of a GenBank genome assembly.
UGAAUUAAUAUUCUUCAAGACAUUAAGAAUUGCGGCCUUGUUAUGAUCACCGAAACAUAGCUGAACACAGAGAUCAAUGCUGCUGCGAUAGCUCUACCCGGCAUGACUUCCCUACGAAGCGAUCGACCUACCAGAGGAGGAGAAGUUUUCCUGUAUUAUCGAUCGGGAUUGCAUGUUGAUAUCAUUGACAACCCAGAAAAAUUAUCGAUCGAAGCUUCAGCCUGAUUGGUCAAGCCAUGCGCAAGCAAUAUGAUAGAAGCGCCUGGUACUUUUAUGGCGGAUGCUCCGCAAAUUGGAGGUGCACCGGCGCGUCGCCUGUAUGCAAUGGACUUCUCGCCCCUGUCGGUCAUAUUACUGAGUACGCUGGUUGUCAGUUCAAUCCUCACUGCCGUCGGAUUGAGUCAGAACCGAAUAUCGCUAGCAACCGUGCCGAAAACGCAACUUGAUGUGUCGCUAGCGUUUGCCGCCUUGGGACUGAUUUUUGCUGUUACAUCGAUUGUCAUUCAACUUUUCUGCAGUCUCACACGAUUUGGAAGACUUAUACUUUUACACAUCCUCUUACUGACAUUUGUCUGCCUGUCCGUGAUUUGUUUCGCCGUCUCCACUGGUGUCAGCUACAUCGGUUUACAAGUAUACACGGGCGCGUGGAUGCUUUCCGCCACAUGGAUUGGGGUCGUGAGCACUUGCACAGCUAUCUUUUUAUUCCUCAUGAAUCGCAACACCUUGACCCAAUGAUCGCGCACUUCUAAUCGUAUUGUUUCGAUGCCCUCCAAACUGGCUUAUUGAUGUUGACGUAAAAUUGCUGGCUGGAGACUGGGGUAACGCAAUGAUUGCACGUGAAUAAAUGGCCCUUUUA